Molecule: messenger RNA, 810 nt
Organism: Aspergillus welwitschiae
Lineage: Eukaryota; Fungi; Ascomycota; Eurotiomycetes; Eurotiales; Aspergillaceae
Product: SDR family NAD(P)-dependent oxidoreductase
Exons: 2
Coding region: 1-810 (269 amino acids)
Molecular function (GO): oxidoreductase activity, acting on the CH-OH group of donors, NAD or NADP as acceptor
Source: RefSeq, a predicted model, not a curated record
AUGGCUCUACCAGCUUGCAAUUUGCUCAAGGGCAAAACAGCUGCCAUCACCGGCGGCACGACAGGGAUCGGGCGUGCGAUCGCAUUGGCCUUCAUCACCCAAGGCUGCAAUGUCGCAGUCAACCAUCUGGGUCUCCCCCAAGACGAGGUGCAUCGGCACAGUCUGCUUGACGAAGUCAAGUCCAUCCAACAAAGCGGCAUUGCGGCUGGCAAGAUUCUCGAGAUUCCGGGCGAUGUGACCGCCCCGGAGACCAGCAUAAACCUCGUCAAAGAAGCCGUUUCUCAAUGGGGCAAGCUAGAUAUUUUUGUCGCCAACGCAGGCGUGUUCAAACAAGCUGAAUUUCUCCAGAUCGAGUCGUCUCUUCUCGACCACAGCAUCGACGUCAACAUCAAAGGCUGCUUCUACUCCUGCCAAGCAGCUGCUCGGCAGAUGGUCAAUCAGGGCCAUGGCGGCUCCAUCAUCGGUAUCUCCUCCGUCAGCGCGCUGGUCGGUGGAGGCCUCCAGACCCACUACACGCCCACUAAGGCCGCUGUGCUUUCCAUGAUGCAGUCCAUGGCCAUUUCACUGGGCAAGGAUCGGAUCAGAUGCAAUGCUCUGAUGCCUGGCACUAUUGCUACUCAGUUGGCUGAUCAUGAUAUGAAGAACCCUACCAAAAAGGCUGCGCUCGAGGCGCGUAUUCCGUUGGGGCGGAUCGGAAACCCGGACGAUAUGGCUGGCCCGGCGGUGUUUCUGGCUUGUGAGGAGAUGAGUCGAUAUGUAAAUGCCACGGGGCUGUUGGCGGAUGGUGGGAUGUUUAGUAAUUUACAAUAG